This is a messenger RNA of Dermacentor albipictus, 5226 nucleotides long. The record is from RefSeq and is a predicted model, not a curated record. Lineage: Eukaryota; Metazoa; Arthropoda; Arachnida; Ixodida; Ixodidae.
AAGAAAAAAGAAAACUAGACCUAUAUUUUAAUGAAUACGCAGAUGGAAAGCUAAUGCUAAUGUUUCUGUAGACAUUUUGGCACCGGAGCAUGUGUGACUGGGUACGUGCCGCUCCUCAAGGAACGGAUUUUUUUUUUUCAAUUAAUAAACGUCUUUUUUUCUGUUUUUCUCUAACACUAACUUGGGUCACUGGGUGGGUAUGUACCACAAGGUAUGUGCUGCCCUUGGGUCUCUGGGUAUGCGCCCUUGGGUAAGUUGCACUCCUCAAUGAACGUAUUUUACGUCAACUUGGCGCCUCUCGGUAUAUGUCUCUGGGUGUGUGCCGCUCCUCAAUGAAUCGCUGUGAUUAGAACUUUGGUCACUUGGUGUGUGCCACUAAAUAUGAACCGCGGCUCAAUGAUGAAGAAGUUAUUUAAAUUUCUUUCGCGCUGGGCGGAGUCUAACUCGCGUCAUGCAUAUUCGGACAACCUUGCCUGAAUGGGUAUAUAUUCACAAACGCGCCUCUCGGGAACUUCGCCGCGGCGGCGCCAGAUGGCGCAGCGUGCGCAAAGGUACGCGCGAAAGAGGGGGGCCCCUCUUUCUGCAUACACGCCUCACACGUGACGCGUUUGGGCGGUCGCACUACGGUGUGUCGAUGCAGUGCGUCACUGCAAAUCGCGUUAACGUCGUCAUUCGUCGUGAGAUGGGUUCUGCCAGAUUUUCCUUCUGGCACAGUGGUGGGGAGAGCAUGGAGGUGGAGCUACCAGUAGCUAUACUAUGAGCUGAACACCGCCAGGAGAGUCCGGCAAACGUGUGCAGGACACCUUCCAAAGCGACAUCGCACUGAUGGCGUCCGAAUGGACGGGCAGGGGCGGCGUCAAAGCUAGAUUGCCUCGCCGAGGCCAGCUGCCCGAUACGCCAUGCUCUCUUCUAUGGUUUCUUUCUUCACGACUUCGAAUAGCCGAUUGGAUGCCCUUGGCGUGACGUCAGUGCCCCGUGCACGGAUAACAAGGUAGCUGGAUGAAGUUUCACUAAGAAGACACAACGCCGACCGCGUUCAGUCCCACAGAAGAGGGGGAAGAAGAAAAGCCGCGUGGGCUUACGGUGGCGCCCGCUUCUCGCUUUCGUACCACUGGGUUUUCUGUGCAAGCGAACCGCGUUACAGCCCCGCAGCGGAGCCAUUCAUCGAAACAUGUCACCUGUCGAAUACUUCGGGCACGUGCAAAGUGGUGUCGAAUACUUCGGUCGCGUGCAAAGUGGAAGCGGAGAAGACAACCACGCUGCCCAAAGCUGGCCACGCAGGUUCCAGCCGGACCUGGAGCUUGUUAACGCCACCGUGACGCGCGCCCGGGGCACAGUACCCGGGAACCGCUCCAGGUCUGCACGUCAACACGAUGUCCUCCUGCACAAACACGCUCCGCCGUCCCGAAGAGACAACUCGUCGCGCGUUGUCUCGUCCGAGGAGGCGACGUUUUCGGGCGUUCGCCGCUCGAGCCAGGACGAGGAAGGUCGGUCCUCGCGUGCUACAAGAAAGUACAAGGCUCUUCCACUGCGUCCUGCUGAUGAUGUCCUGGUGGUAGCCGAACGCCACGUUCGACGCCGUCCUGGCUUUCUCGCUGAUCGUGUCUUUCAACGAUCACCCGGAAUCGCCAUUGGGAAGGCACUCGGUGCCUCCGGCUACCUCUGCGCGUUACGUGCGGGUCACGUGGGCGUGCUAAGCCCCAUUCGAAUAGACUUGCAUUGCACGACGUAAGCCGUACGGGCAUAUUUUAGGAAAAUAUAGACUCUCUUAUACCAAAAAAUAUUGCAGUUGUUCCUUCUUGUCUCUAGUGCGGUGCCUAUACUAUUCGACAGAACACUUGAGCUUAGGCCACGCGCGAACGUUUCCUUCUGACAGGUGGAAUCGCCCGGCCUUGCAUCAAACGACUGGCGGUUGGUGGCGCUGGCGCCUUUCUAAGAACAUUUUUCUAUGCAUUAUAGCAUUGGAGGUGGGCGAAAACCGAAUGUUUCGAAUUCGAAUCAAAUACGAAUGGUAUGUACCUAAUAUCGAAUCGAAUACCGAAUAUUCAAACGCAGACGCACAAAUUUACAGCAGGAACAUUUGCCCCCAUAUAGCUAGAUACCACGCUUGUACUCACUAGUGAAAAAGAAAAGACCGCUACCUAUCAGGUACAAUUAGGAUCAGUUUUGCGUGGGGUGUGCGUCUGUUUGUAGCAUUCUGAGUGUAACCGCUUGAGCUCGAGUGAGCGUGCGGUGUGGCGUGCUGUACUGUCUGCGUCAAACACAAAUCAUGUUUGCGUCAUUGUUGAAGGAAUCAUCAUCAUCGUAAAGCACGCUCUUCGCGCGUAUCGUUCUCACCGCGUGCCGGCCGUCACGGGACUCGUUCACGCUCGCUCGCUGCCAGCGCAGAUCGGCUCAUCCGAACAUUCUGACUUGAUUCCGCUUCGCCGCCAGCGCAACUGCCAUGGGAAGGAGGAUCAGCAGAGACGCCAGGCGCAUCUCGCUCAGCGAGCUGGCAAAGCGAUGGAGCUGGAGCCGGGCAGACACACCGAAGCGCGACACGUCGGGUAUGCUCAGCUACCUGAUGCCGUUCUACCUGUGCCCCGUGCUCUACCCCGGCACCAAGGAAAGCAAGUGCUUCUACUGCGUCCUGCUGAUGAUGUCCUGGUGGCAAGUUCGCCCCAUUCCCAGGCCAGUCCUGGCCUUGCUGCCGGCCAUCGCGUUGCCGCUGCUCGGCAUCAUGGGGCACGAGCAAGUCGCCACCAAUUAUUUCUCGGUGGACGUUCUGACGGCCGUGCUCCUGCUUUGGCUCGUGCUGGUGAGCGACGAAACGUCGACCGUCGGUCGGCUCAGCUACGCACUCGUGGGCCGCUUCGGAAGCCGCGCCGGGCCGGUGCUCGUGCUGCUGACGGCCUCGACGUUCGUGGCGUCGCUGGUGCUGCCGCAGAGCCUCGUGACCGUGCUGGUCACGUGCCUCGCGGAGCGCCUCUGCAACUUCGUGCGCAAGGAAGGCCUGCAGGACGCGCAGCAAUGCCUCGACCGCGCCGUCGCCGAAGACACCACGGGCCGACCGUGCGAUGUGGACACACUGAUGCUGUACGAGGAGCUGGCCGUGGCCCUGUGGAAACGUCACCGAAUGGGCCUCGCCGACCAGGACUCGGUCGAGUGUUGGGACGCCGACAAGCGCGGCACGGAUAGCCCGGAUUCCAGGAGGGUCGUGGCGCUGAAGCGCAAGGUGUCCAUCCUCAAGCCCUCCAAGUUUGCAGCCGCACAGGACGCCGCUGGAGCGUGCGCGCCCAGCGCUACCCGGUUCGCCGCCGACCUCCCACCGGGCAAGGCGUCGACGCCCCCGAACGAGUCGAAGCCGCCGGAAGGCAAACUGAUCCGUGCCAAGCGUCGCCGUCAAUCGUUCGCCGACAAGCCUCACGUGUUCGAGUACAACGAGCAUCGCCGCGUGACCCACGACAUGCCGGCCUCGCAUCAGGAGGAGCCCAGCACCAGCCGCACAUCUAACCCCAGCCCUUGGUUCACGCCGUCGCAGCAAUCGUCCGUCUCCUUGCGUGCCUCGUUAGGGAAGCCGGCAUCUUUCACAGCGGCCCGAACUGCCGGAGAAGGCGCGCCCGUGGCGGAGGCCACGUCCUCGGACCAUGGGUCCUCGUUGUCGCCGACCAGCGCUCCGAAGGUCAUCGGCAUCGCGGCGAGUGGCUCCGGUGUCGCCUUCGCCAAAUCCGCCGCGCCGUCCGAAUCGGCGACCCAGGGAUUCCGGCCCGCCGCGUCCAUGCAGCGUCGCGUCUCGAUGGCCGCCACGCUGGGUCCGCCCCGUGCGGAGCCAAACUCUGGCGGCCCCGGUGGCUCAGGCCGCUUGCAGGCGCGCCGCAUCUCCAUCCGCUAUCCGCACCAGCCGUUGAUGCCGGGUCGCGACGGUCACAGAGCCUUCCAACGGUUCCGCGCGGAUGACCGAUCCACCGGCUCCAACGCAAUGUCGUCUGCGAACGUUCCAGACGACGAGGAGGAGGAUCCCGAAGGGCUACGGCUCCGGCGCAACCAGGAGGUGCUGGCAGCCCUGUGCGUAUGCGGCAGCAUGACAAGCGUGGCCGGUAGCAUCGCCAGCUACUGGUUCACGCCGGCCGCCGAAGCCAUCGCCGCCAACAUGGACAGCUCUUCGUUGUCCUUCUGGAGUUGGACUCUGAUCACGCUGCCGGUGUCGCUGGCAGCAUCGGCUUUGUCCUCCGUCUGCGUCUACUACGGCACCCUGCAAGCCCAUGAGAGCCAGCUCAACGAAAAUGCAGAGGAACUGAUCCGCUGCUACGCCAAGCUGAAACUGGGCAGACUGGAGAGAUGCGAAAUCUUCGAACGACUAAUACUGUUGUUCUGGAUCGGCUACUCUGGAAGCACAAUCUGGUGUAGAUUCAUACACAGACAAGACCUCCCCACGUGCAUCCUGGGUGGCAUCGUGCUGCUGGCGUCGACGGCACUCAGCUCACGGCCGGGUGGCCGCGCGCCGCCGAGCAGCACGAGCCCGAGCCAGUUCCGGAGCAACGUGGACGUGGACGGGGACGACACGCCCGACUUCCGGCCCCACGGCUUCGAUCGCGGUCUCGCCUCGUUUGCCAGCCGCCUGCCGUGGGGCGUCAUCGUGAUUUACGGCGCCGCGUCGGUCAUCACGCGAGUCGCCCAGACGACGGGUGUGGCCAAGGUGGCGUUCGACACCAAGUUCUGGAGCCAGCAGUCGGACCUGGUCAAGCAGGUGCUGCUCACCAUCGCGUCGUCGCUCAUGGCCGAGUUCAUGAAUGCGGCCACGCUCUGCGACGCCAUCUUGCCCAUGGUCGUCAGCCUUCAAUCUUUUUCGCAGUCCACGGACACGGAGCAUGACGCCCUGUACUUCGGCUUGCCAGUGGCAGUGGGCGCCUCGGUGAACACCAUCAUGCCGGUCUCGCUGCCGCUGGUCAUGCUCCACGACAUUGCGCCGGUCACGCGUAAGCAGCUGAUCCUGACAGGAGCCUUCGUGAAGACCGUGGUGGUGGCCAUCAUUCUUCUCUCGAUGAACACCACGGGAGAAUACGUUUUACACAGCAACAAGCAAUUCAACAACACCGAGAGUCUGCAGACAUUCCUGCUGCGCUAAACCCACUCUAGAGAGACCGCGGGGACUGCGACAUUCUUUUCUUGAUUUCUUUCUCAUUUGUUUUUUCACAGUAAAGCGCAGGCUGACAUAUAGUGAAUAAAACGCCUUAUUCGACGGCUAAA